Paecilomyces variotii is the source of this 1167-nucleotide messenger RNA. RefSeq lists its product as hypothetical. The transcript has a single exon. The record is from RefSeq and is a predicted model, not a curated record. The coding region runs from base 1 to 1167 and encodes 388 amino acids. Lineage: Eukaryota; Fungi; Ascomycota; Eurotiomycetes; Eurotiales; Thermoascaceae.
AUGAGCGCUGUCAGCAAGCUGGUCUUGACGGCAGUCCUCAGCCUUAGCCUCAUAGCUACCACGAUCGAUGCUCACAGCUGGGUUGAGCAACUCAUGGUUAUUGCACCGAAUGGCACCUUUAUCGGUUCUCCAGGAUAUGCAAGAGGAAACGUGCUGCGUACUGCUCCUGGAUUCAGUGACCCUACGAUGGUAUACCUGCUACCUCCAGACGACCGGGCGAAUGUGAUCUAUCCGACCGACCCGAUGUGCAAAGACACACAGCGGACGAGAAAUCAAACAGUCGGCAGCCCCAGACUACGAGCUGCGCCUGGUGCUGCUAUUGCGCUUCGUUACCAAGAAAACGGCCAUGUCACUCUCCCAUGGAAUCAACCGGGAAAGCCCGAGAAUCGAGGCACUCUAUACGUGUACGGAACGACACAACCACGGGAAAACGACACUUUCUUGGGAAUUCAUAAGGUAUGGAACCAAAACGGAACUGGGGGUGACAGGCGAGGAGUUCUGCUCUCUGUCCAGAAUUUCGACGAUUCGCGUUGUUACCAAAUCAACAACGGCAACAUCUCGACCCACCGCCAAGCUGUAUUUCCUCACCAAGCGAACCAGCUUAUGGGGGCGGACCUCUGGUGUCAACAAGACAUUGCCUUGCCCAGUGAUGCACCCACUGGGAAGCCAUAUACUCUCUAUUGGGUUUGGGAUUGGCCGACCUUGCCCAAUAUUGACCCCAACCUGCCAAAGGGAAAGCUUGAGAUGUAUACCACCUGCAUGGAUAUUGACGUUGUGGAGAGUCCCAAGGUCCAUAACAAGUUGGUCGCAAAUUAUGAUAAGGACCAGUCCCUCAACGAAGCCGCCAUCCCUGGUCAAUUUUCAGAAAUCUUUGAUGCCCAGCGGUCUGAGAGACCUACAAGUCCUCCCGACUGCAACUCGACUGUACCUUCUGCGACAGUUCCGCCUGCGAAGCAAUCACCAGCGACAACAUCGAUGUCUACGAAUGCAGGAACUCCACACCUGUCGUUCGUCACUGUCACAAAGACAGUUACAGAAAGUCGCUGUGUCCAGACUUCUGAGACCAACGACAAACGUGACGUUGGGGAGGGGGAGGUUGAGAUGACCGUUCCAUUCUAUAAAUCUCCACGUCUACCUCCAAGAGUUGGUGGUAGACCAGUUCUUUGA